UGUGUGAAAUCAAAUGGCAUGCUCUCAAGCUAAUCAAUUCUCCACCAACAAAACACAGCCACAGGUGCCAAAUUCUCCACCAAAAGAAGAAAAAUCUAAAACAGAGUACUCAUUCUUAAAAUAUUGAAGCAUGGGGGACUGCUGUGAAGGAAAGGAAGAAAGAAGUAUUAAGGGUCAUUGAGUAUAGACCCAUUACUUCUUUCCCCCACUAAUUUCAGAAAAAAUCCACCACCACCACCACUACCAACAACAACAACAACAAACCCAUCUCUCCCCACAACAUAUUCUUCAUAGUUCAUCCUUCACUAUAAAUACUUAAACUUCUCUGUUCUUGUUUCUCUCCCUCUCCCAUCUCAAUCUCCAAACCCAGAACAAAAUCCAUUCAGGUGAGUGAGUUAUUACAGAAGAGAGAAACAACAUGGCUCCUAGGUUGAAGCUGGUGGAUUCAUCUCUGAGACUCACAGCAAUUCCCCUGAGUGUUGCAACACUCUGCCUCACUGUCACAAACCACCAGGACAACGCCGAUUUAGGCCCUGUUGCCUACAAAAACAUUCAAGGCCUCGAUUACAUGGCUUGGAUCAGUGGGAUAUGUGCUGCUUAUGCACUGUUUGCUGCUCUGACCAUUUGGUUCAUCAAAUGCUCUGCCUCCAAACCCUGGCUCUUCUUCCUCUUUGACCAGAUGAUAACGUAUCUAAUGGUGACAUCUGGAGCUGGAGUGUCGGAGAUAGUGUACUUGGCUUACUACGGCGACCGGACGGUGUCGUGGAGUGAAGCCUGCCGCUCCUAUCCCAGCUUCUGCAGCAGAAUGAAGCUUGCUGUGAUUCUCCAUGCUCUGGCUCUCUUCUGCUUCAUUGCUUUCACUGUCAUCUCUGCUUACAGAGCCUUCAGCUUGUUUGAACCUCCUUCCCUUGCUUCUUCCAAGGAAGUUGAAGAAGCAGAUAACACUACUGCCAGAGCUGCUGCUGCCUGAUUGUUGUGCGGUGUGAAAUUGUUGUUUGUUGUUGAAGUACAGAGAUUUAGAAAGUUGCAAACUUUCCCCCCCUUCGUUUUACUGAUGUUCUUCUGCAGGUCCUAAUGAAUGAAUCCUGUAUAAUAGAUGUCACUGAAGAAAAUGCUAAACUGUUCUUACUUUGAGAAAUUUGUCCUUUUGUUGGUCUGUGUGUUCAUAUGCAAUACCACAUGUUACAUGCCAUUGAUGAGCUAUUUAGAAGCUCUCUGUUACUGUUACAGAAAACCAUGGCUGUGAAAAGUAAAGAAAGGA
This is a messenger RNA of Linum tenue, 1261 nucleotides long. The record is from the annotation of a GenBank genome assembly. Lineage: Eukaryota; Viridiplantae; Streptophyta; Magnoliopsida; Malpighiales; Linaceae.